UUCGAUAGUAUGUUUAUCUAUCGCCUGCACACCUUUCACUUUACAACACUGAACUUUAACAGAGUGCUUUUAAAAAUAUUCUGUUUAAACAGCCGGCUGUAAAUAUGGAAAACGCAGCCCAACUCCUUGCAGUCGGCCUACUUUGGGGUGUGACCAACCCAUUUAUGCGCUUAGGCAGCCAGGGCAUUGAAUCAGUGAAAGACACCGGCUCCAAGUGGAGGAAUCUCCUGCAGGAAGCUCGUCUUAUCGGCACUCGUUGGCGCUACUGGGUGCCCUUUGGUCUUAACCAGUGCGGCAGUGCCUUGUACGUGUGGACUCUACAGAAUUCCAGUAUUACUGUGGCCGUUCCAGUGGCCAAUUCCCUUAGUUUCGCAUUUACGGCAAUCACAGGUUACAUCUUGGGCGAAAAACUUCCCGGAAAGAAAGUCAUCCUUGGCACUUUGCUAAUUGGCUGUGGCAGUACGCUCCUGCUUUAUGACAAAAUACUCCAGGAACAGGCCGAGAAUCAAUUAAAUAUAACAUUCCAGUGAUCUUACCCAAAACCAAA
This is a messenger RNA of Drosophila ananassae, 547 nucleotides long. RefSeq names its product transmembrane protein 234 homolog. The coding region runs from base 105 to 530 and encodes 141 amino acids. The transcript has 3 exons. Lineage: Eukaryota; Metazoa; Arthropoda; Insecta; Diptera; Drosophilidae. The record is from RefSeq and is a predicted model, not a curated record.